This is a messenger RNA of Rhineura floridana, 2103 nucleotides long. RefSeq lists its product as uncharacterized. NCBI's taxonomy places the organism in Eukaryota, Metazoa, Chordata, Lepidosauria, Squamata, Rhineuridae. The record is from RefSeq and is a predicted model, not a curated record. The coding region runs from base 133 to 1188 and encodes 351 amino acids. The transcript has 3 exons.
GUUGCAGGUUUUGCUGCUGAGAGCAGCAGUCAGUUAGUGCGGCCACUUGAGUCACGGCUUGUUGAUCCUGAGGAGGCAAAACUAGAAAGUGAGGUUCAGAAAGGAGGCCCUGUGCACGAGGAGGAGGAGGGCAUGAAGCAGUGCCAGUUGCCCACAGCCACAUCUGCAGAACAGCAAGUACCAUGGUUUGGCUUUGAGAAAGCUUGUACAUUUGUGAGCCAGAGUGGGAAAAAUGUUGUUGUACGAUGCAAUUACUGCCUUCCAAGGAUCAAAAAUCUGAGAUCAGCUGUUUCCUCCUCAUCUAAUGUGAAGAAACAUUUUGAGAGGGCAAACCCUGAGAAGCUGAGAGCAAUUGAAGAAGCAAUAAAGGCAAGGAGACGUGGCCUUCCUGAACCAAUGCAUGACACCCCUCCUCCCAAAAUGCUGAAGCAGCAGCAGACAACCCUUGAGAGGUGGGGAUUUGGCAGGGAGCCUGUCACCCAGAGCAAUCUCGACAGGAGAAUCAUUGAUUUCAUUGUAGAGGAGACAUUACCACUUCAGACUGUGGACAAACCAUCAUUCAUUAAUCUGGUUCGCAUUGGACUCCCCAAAGAUCUCACCAUCAUAUGUGCCAAGACUCUGAGAGACAGAAUUGAGAAGAGAGCAUGCCACAUGAGAGAAACUCUUGUAAACCGAAUGGGUGCUGUGGCAUAUAUAGCAACCACUGCAGAUUGUUGGACCAAUGGCAAGAAGAGUUACUUUGGGGUAACAGCCCACUGGAUCAACCCAACUACCCUGAAACGUGAGGUUGGGGCCUUGGCUUGUAAGCGUCUGAAGGGGCGCCAUACAUAUGAUGUCAACAAAGUUAUGUGCACUACUACAGACAAUGGCUCCAACUUUGUGAAAGCGUUCAGAGUUUUCAUGGCCAAAGAACCAGUGGAAGCUGCAGGCACCAGUGACGAUGAUGGUGAUAACCAGGAGGAGGAGGAGGCUGAGGUGGAGUUUGUGCCUAUCUGUGAGAUCCUGGACACAGGACCUGAGGCAGAGGAAGAAGCUGCAGACUCAGGAGAGGAUUUUGUUUUACCACCACACCAGAGAUGUGCUAGCCACACCCUCAACCUUGUGGCAACACAAGACAUAGAGGCAAUGCUUUCUGACUCCUCCAAAAGUAGUCUCUUGGUCCUUUCAAGAAACAGUUUCGUUCCUUGAUGGGAAAGUGCAGCAAGUUGUGGUCCAAGCAGAACCAAUCAGCCCAGAUUGCUGAGUAUAUCCAUGUGCAAUGUGGUGUGUAUCUGAAGGUACUGAAUAAGACCAGGUGGAAUUCCACCUUUGAUGCGUUGAAGCAACUACAUGAGCUCCUGUCAAGUGUGCCACUAAAAAUGCAUGCCAUAAUGGACCGCUGCUCCUUGUCCAGGAUCACAGCUGCUGAGAUUGAAGUGGUACAGGAAUACACAGAGAUUAUGGAGCCACUAGCCCAGUCCCUAGAUAUCCUGCAACAGGAGAACGGCAUGUUCAUGGGGUAUUUGCUACCAACGCUCUGCAAUCUGGACCGCAAGUUAGAAGGACUGGAAAACAAACCUGAGAGGUACACAUACUGUUUUCAGCUGCUGAGAGGUGUGCACAAAGCCCUAAGAAAGCGGUUUGCAGCUAUCUGGGAGGACAAGAGGCUUCUUCUGGCAGCCUGCCUACACCCUCGCUUCAAACUAGAUUGGCUGGAAUCGUGUCAGGCCACCACCCAUACCAACAAAUACACAAUGGAAGCCUUGUUGAAAGCUGAAAUAAAGAUGGGUGUACUUAAUGAGGACAGUGAUCAGUCUUCAGAUAAAGACCAGGAAGGAGAUGACUUAGAAUAUGACUUCUUUAACUUUCUGCCCCAGGGCAAGAAGUCAGCAGUGGACACUGCUGAGGAGGAACUGGUGAGGUACCUGAGGUCUCCCAGCAGGGAAGUGUCAUCACUCCAUGGCUUUCCACGUGUGCUGCGGUGUUUUUUGCAGCACGACACAGGCAUGCCUUCAAGCGCCGCAGUAGAACGCCUGUUCAGUACUGGUGGCAACGUAAUGACUGUAAAAAGACAUUCCUUGUCUGACAUGCUCUUUGAGCAUCUUGUUCUUUUGAGACAUAACA